AUGCGGUCUCUAUCAGAUGAAGUUCAGCUACCCCACACGCUUUCACCCCUUCUGCGCAAGCGUGUGGAGCCAGUGGAGGGUGGCGAGGAGGCUGUAGAUGUGGGGGAGCUCACGGGCGAGGCCGCUGAGGUGGCCGGGCGAGCUGAGAAGAUCAAGGAUGUCUGUGAAAAGGCUCUUAGGGAGGCUGCCAAGGCUGAGAAGCUGGAGGGAGAGCUCCAAAGGCUGGCGGAGGAGUCGGCGAAGGUAUUCGCGGAGAUGGAGGAGGCCGAAAUGGGCAUCUCCAGUGUCGAUGAUGUCCCUAUGGACGUGUCGCUUGACGAAGCGCCCAACGAUGACGCCGAAAUUUCCGCUGUUCUGUCGGACUCGAGCGACCUGCGAGUAGUCUAUUGUCGAGCUCGUGAGCAGCUCGUCGUGGAAGGGCCGGAGGAGGAGAAGGCACUCGUGGCUCAUCUAUUCGAAGGCCUCCCCAGGCGUUUCAACUGGUGGUCGAAGCCGCUAUGUGAGGGUCCGAACUUGCAUGAACUGGUUGAUGCCGCGAGAGGCAUCAUCAAGCAGGCCCAGAGCAGGGCAACUGCUGCUGCUGGGGAGGAAGCCAAUUAA
Molecule: messenger RNA, 600 nt
Organism: Perkinsus marinus ATCC 50983
Lineage: Eukaryota; Perkinsozoa; Perkinsida; Perkinsidae
Exons: 4
Coding region: 1-600 (199 amino acids)
Source: RefSeq, a predicted model, not a curated record